AUGGGGGAGACCGGCGCGAGUGGGGCCGGCGAGCGCGCGCCGGGGCGGCCCGAAGCGCAGGCGGAGGCGGCCGAGCUGCUGCCCUUCCUGGCGCCGGGCGCCCGGGCCGACCUGCAGGCGGCGGCGGCGCGGCACGUGCUGGCUCUGACCGGCUCCGAGCCGGGCCGCUCGCUGCUGGCCGGGCAGGCGGCGCUGCUGCGGGCGCUGGGCCAGCUGGCGGCCGCCCCGGCCCCGGCCCCCGCCCGCGACGCGGCGCGCGCACUCGUGAACCUGGCUGCCGACCCCGGCCUGCACGAGCCGCUGCUGGCGGCCGACCCCGGGCUGCCGGCCCGCCUGCUCGGCCUCGCCCUGGACCCGCAGUGGCCCUGGGCCGACGAGGCGGCCGCCGCACUGGCCAACUUGAGCCGCGAGCCCGCGCCCUGCGCCGCGCUGACAGAGGCGCUGGCGAGCGCCGACCCCGAGGGCUCGGGCCUGGAGCGGAUAGUGCGCGCCUUGUGCACCCCCGGCUACAACGCGCGCGCACCCCUGCACUACCUGGGGCCGCUGCUCUCCAACCUCAGCCAGCGGCCGGCGGCGCGCGCCUUCCUGCUGGACCCCGACAGGUGCGUGGUGCAGCGGCUGCUGCCUCUUACCCAGCACCCGGACUCCUCGGUGCGCAGGGGCGGUGUGGUGGGGACGCUGCGGAAUUGCUGCUUCGAGCACCGACACCACGAGUGGCUGCUUGGUCCCGAGGUGGACAUCCUCCCCUUCCUGUUGCUGCCUCUGGCCGGGCCUGAGGAGUUCUCCGAGGAAGAGAUGGACCGGCUGCCCGUGGACCUGCAGUACCUGCCGCCCGACAAGCAGCGGGAGCCUGAUGCCGACAUCCGCAAGAUGCUGGUGGAAGCCAUCAUGCUGCUGACAGCCACCGCACCUGGCCGGAAGCAGGUGCGGGACCAGGGAGCCUACCUGAUCCUCCGAGAGCUGCACAGCUGGGAGCCGGAGCCCGACGUGCAGGCAGCUUGUGAGAAGCUCAUUCAGGUGCUCAUCGGGGAUGAGCCGGAGCGAGGCAUGGAAAACCUGCUGGAGGUCCAGGUGCCUGAGGAUGUGGAACGGCGGCUGCAGCAGCUGGACCGUGAGGAGCAGGAGCAGCUGGAGCGGGAGCUGGCCCCUGCGUCCUGAGCCGGCCGCAGGCCCACCUUGGCCACGAUGUCCUGAGGAGGCCUGCUGCGGCCUGGCCGCCCCUCCAGUCCCGCUGCCCAGAGGCUGGAGGGUGGAGGGCAGCCCUGUGCCCUGGUGCCAGCGAGAGUACAGAUUGCUCUGCGUGGUUCCAGGGAGCGUGGGGACGAGGACGAAGUAGGGAGCGGGGGGUGUGUGUGUGUGGAAAAAACACAUUGGUGCCCCCGUGGGGGAGCAAGGUGGGGACGGCCGUGCGCCCAGCCGUGGGUUCUCCAGUGGAAGCAGUGUGGCUGCGGCAGCCCCACAGGAUCCUGGGUGAAAUAAAUCAUGGUUUUCAAGUUCUUGCUGUAGGACCUCUGAGAAUGGGAGAGUUCUGUGUUUUGUUUCUUAAGACUGAUUGAUUUGAUAGGCAGAGUGACAGGAAGAGACAGAGGAGGAGAUCUUCCAUCCGCUGGUUCGCUCUCCAGGUGUCCACAACUGGGCUGGGGCUGGGCCAGCUGGAGCCGGGAGCCUG
Molecule: messenger RNA, 1669 nt
Organism: Lepus europaeus (European hare)
Lineage: Eukaryota; Metazoa; Chordata; Mammalia; Lagomorpha; Leporidae
Gene: HGH1
Product: HGH1 homolog
Exons: 6
Coding region: 1-1158 (385 amino acids)
Source: RefSeq, a predicted model, not a curated record